Mangifera indica (mango) is the source of this 558-nucleotide messenger RNA. Its product is annotated as protein NOI4. The transcript has 3 exons. Bases 45 to 284 code for a protein of 79 amino acids. Lineage: Eukaryota; Viridiplantae; Streptophyta; Magnoliopsida; Sapindales; Anacardiaceae. The record is from RefSeq and is a predicted model, not a curated record.
UAUUCAUCUCCUUGUUUAUCACACUUACCUUCUCUCCCACAUUCAUGGCAUCUGAAGAUAGAGGGCGUCCAUUGCCCAAGUUUGGAGAGUGGGAUGUCAAUGACCCAGCAACAGCUGAAGGAUUUACCGUAAUAUUCAACAGGGCUCGAGAUGAGAAAAAGGCUAGCCUCCAUGGUGGGAAAGUUUCGACCCCCCCAAGGAAUGAUAGUGCCUACAAAAGAAGUGAAAGUGAAAGUGAUUACUAUCAGAAGUCUCUAAGGAGAAAGUGGCUUUGCUGUGGUUGAACUUGAAUCCACUUUCAUCUUUCAGAGAAUUAUUUUGUCUUUCAUUUCAAAACUUCGCUAUAUUAUCGGCAAAUAGAAGGAAAAUAAAUUGAUAUAAAAAGCAUAAUUUCUCUUUGUUCAUAUGAACAAACUCAGCUCGGUUGUCUAAUGGUUUUAUGAGUCUUCUGUUGGCUCGUAUAAGCUAAAAGAUUAUUUCUUUCUCCCUUGAUAUUCUAUGGUGUUAAUCUUCAUUUCUUAUAUGGCAAUGCAAUAAAACGAGGAAGCUUCAAAUUCA